AUGGCCUUAGUGGUGUUCAAGUUCCAGACGUUGAGCGAGGCCUAUAGCAGCGCUGCCGACCAUUAUCGAGUGCUGUCUAUCCGGCGAGGGGUUCAGGACCGCUCCAAGCGGCCAGCAGAGGGUGGAGCUCCAGACUCCAAGAGGCACCGACCCGGGGGAUCCGGCAUGAGAAGAAGCUUCCAGCAGGGUGGCUCUAGCCACGGCGGUGGAUCUCGCCCCAGCUUUGGGCAGGGGUCAGGUGGCGAGGGAGUUCGUACCCGGCACUUCCACUGCAGGCGUUGUGGGAGGGACCACCCGGGGCGCGACUGUGAGGGUCAGUUGGUGGAGUGCUUUAGCUGUGGUCUGCGAGGUCAUCGAGCUUACGAGUGCGCAGCCAAGAAAGGAGGUUCAUCCCAAUCCAGACCGAGCACGGCUCAGGGAGCCCAAGCAGUGGCCUGA
Ipomoea triloba (trilobed morning glory) is the source of this 438-nucleotide messenger RNA. RefSeq names its product cold shock domain-containing protein 4-like. NCBI's taxonomy places the organism in Eukaryota, Viridiplantae, Streptophyta, Magnoliopsida, Solanales, Convolvulaceae. The coding region runs from base 1 to 438 and encodes 145 amino acids. The transcript has a single exon. The record is from RefSeq and is a predicted model, not a curated record. Gene Ontology annotation, molecular function: zinc ion binding; nucleic acid binding.